Fusarium musae is the source of this 2847-nucleotide messenger RNA. RefSeq lists its product as uncharacterized. The annotation marks the transcript as partial. Gene Ontology annotation, biological process: monoatomic cation transport. Lineage: Eukaryota; Fungi; Ascomycota; Sordariomycetes; Hypocreales; Nectriaceae. Gene Ontology annotation, cellular component: membrane. The record is from RefSeq and is a predicted model, not a curated record. The transcript is spliced from 2 exons. Gene Ontology annotation, molecular function: ATP hydrolysis activity; ATP binding; metal ion binding.
GAUCUCUUCCCCCAAUUACGACGCCUUUCAACUUCAUCUGAUACUUUUAUCACUGUAGAGAAGUGCAUCUAUGCCAUUGCCGCCCUCGAGUGCAAGAAAGCCUGUGACGACAAUCCCGACCACGAAGGCUCCCAGGACCAGCCCCAUGAACAUGACCAUGGCCUUCACAAGACCGACACAGCCUGCGGUACCCAUCUCGAAGCUGCUUUCAACCAGUACAGCAGCUACCUCGAACAAAUCCGCUGCAUCUGCCGAAGCGCCAUCGAGCAGGGAAUGACAUCCCUCGAAACAUGCUGCAUGAGCACCCGAACGACCCCAACCAAAAAGCAUCGAAGCAAACAUGCAAAGAAGAAGGCUGCACCUGUUAUCCCCACUUUCAAACCCUCUGGGGCAGGGAGUAAGCAGGUUGAUGUUGAGAACGCUGCGAAUCUUGAGACAGUGGGCUUUCUUGUUAGUGGUAUGGACUGUACCUCUUGUGCAGACAAGUUGCUCCGGAUCUUUGGCAGUAUGACUGGUGUUUCUAAUGCUCAGGUCAACUUUGUCAUGGGCAAAGGAGAGUUCGACGUUGAUGCAUCUAUCACCAAUGCUGGAGAGGUACUCAGCUUUGUAUCUGGGGCAAGUGGCUUUAUGCUUAGCAAGAUCAUCGGCGGGAAUUACUACGUCGACGUUUUGGCUACGACUGCACAGAGCAAGGGGCUUAUCGACAAUCCACCUUUGGGCGUCACGGAUGUUCAGUCGCUUGACAAGAAGACAGUGCGUCUCUCUUAUGAACCGACUACAAUCGGAGCCCGAGACCUGUUGGAGUCAGUUAAAGACAAGUGCGAUGGCCUGGCUGAACCCCGUGGAGACCCUCAACUCGAAAACAGCCGCCGUCGUCUCUGGGAUCAACUCACAAAGACCCUCCUCGCCGCUGCCCUCACUAUCCCCGUCGCAGUGGUCUCAUGGAGUGAGAACCUCGUCGACAACAAGACCGAGGGGAUCGUUUCUCUAAUCCUGGGUACACUUGUCCAAUGCAUCGCUAUCCCCGAGUUCUACCGCCCUGCUAUAUCUGCUGUUUGGUACAGUCGAACGGUUGAGAUGGACAUGCUUGUCGUUAUUAGUAUCACCGCUGCUUACGUCUACUCUGUUGUUGCGUUUAGCUUUGAAAUGGCGGGUAAACCUCUUGACGAGGGGCAAUUCUUCGAGACUAGCACCAUGCUUAUCACGCUCAUCCUCGUUGGUCGCCUCAUCGCAGCUUUCGCUCGUGUCCAAGCUGUUUCAGCUGUAUCUCUCAGGUCUAAGCAGAACAACAUUGCUGUGCUCGUCGAGAAGGAAGGGGAUCGUGAGAUUGACGCUCGUCUUCUUCAGUACGGAGACGUGUUCAAGGUUCUGCCUCACUCGAGAGUCCCUACUGAUGGUGUUGUGCUCUCUGGCAAGACUGAGGUAGAUGAGUCGAUGCUUACGGGAGAGACACUGCCUAUUGUUAAGCAGAAGGGCAGUGACUUAAUUGCGGGUACUGUUAAUGGAGAUGGUACUGUCACUGUUCAGUUGACGCGUCUUCCUGGGAAGAACACCGUUACCGACAUUGCUCAGCUUGUGGAAGAGGCUGCCAAGUCAAGACCUGAGAUUCAAGACCUCGCUAACAAAGUCGCUGGCUGGUUUGUCCCCGCUAUGGCUACUGUAGCUGUUCUUGUCCUUAUCAUAUGGAUCGCCUGUGGUAUGGAGGUUCUCAACUACGAUGCUGGAAAGAGUGUCGGCAACGCUAUCACCUACGCAGUGGCUACCCUCGCAGUCGCAUGCCCCUGCGCUCUUGGUCUUGCAGUUCCCAUGGUUCUCGUCGUCGCUGGUGGUAUCGCAGCUCGAGGUGGUAUCAUCAUCAAAUCGGCUGAUACUACCGAGGGAGCACGCAAGACUACCGAUGUUGUUUUUGACAAGACUGGUACGAUCACCGAGGCCGAGCUUGCUGUGACUGAGCAGGUUAAUCUAAGUGGGGAUAUGGCAGAUAACCUUGCUUUGGCCAAGGCUCUUGUUUCUGGAGGUAAACAUCCUGUCUCAGCUGCCGUCGAGAAGCAUCUAGAAGGACAGUCCGUCAAGGCCAUGCCCGAGGUGGUCAAUGUUCAAGUUGUUCCAGGCGCUGGAGUCGAGGCUGACUACUUGGACUCAACCCUCAGAGCCGGCAAUGCUCGAUGGACUGGAGCUGAUAGACUGGACGAUGUGUCGCGCCUUCAGCAUGGUGGUCUCACUACUCUUGUCGUGACUCGCAACUCUGUUCCUCUUAUCGUCUUUGGCCUCUCAGCUCAGAUCCGCCCAGAAGCAGUGCGAGUUAUUUCUGAGCUCAAGUCUCGCAACAUCAACGUUCACCUUGUUUCCGGGGACCAGAUUAAGGCUGUCCAAGCUGUGGCAGCAUCUGUUGGUAUCUCCCCCGAGAACGUGGUUGGUGAGCGUACUCCGCCUGAGAAGAGAGACUAUGUGGCUUCACUGAUGGAUCAGGGCAAACGUGUCCUCUUUUGUGGCGAUGGCACGAAUGACGCUAUCGCCGUAGCGCAAGCCAAUGUUGGCGCUCAGAUGGGAGGUGGUUUGACUAGCAGCGAUGUGACACAGGGUGCAGCAGAUGUCGUUCUUCUGAACGGUCUUGAAGGGAUUCCCUUCCUUCUUGAUAUCAGCAAAGUCUCAUUCCAGCGCAUGUACUUCAACUUUGUAUGGUCUGCUGUUUACAAUAUCCUGGCGAUCACGAUGGCUAGCGGCGCUUGGGUUGAGUUCAGGAUUCCGCCUCGGUAUGCUGGUUUAGGAGAAAUGGUUAGCGUGGUCCCUGUCAUUCUUGCUGCCAACUCCAUGUUCUUUGCGCGAUACUUUAAGCUCAAGGAAUGA